GAGGGCGCCUGGCGGACUGGGCGGUACGGCCGCCCCCCUCCCCCACCGGCCCCAACGCAGGAGGAGGAGCCGACCCGCCCCGAGUCUGCAUCCGGCAGUUGUGCAGGCGCCGCUCCCUGCUAGUCGGGAAGCCACAGGAGGAGGAAUUUAAGGAAGAAUACCGGCCGCUGCCCUUCUCAGCGCUCGAAGCCGUACCAUGCUUGCCCUCCGAAGGAGCCUGACUAAGGCUCUGGCCGCUCGGACGCAGGCGCCUCAGGUGUGUUCAUCUUUUGCUACAGGCCCCAGACAAUACGAUGGAACAUUCUAUGAAUUUCAUACCUAUUAUGUUAAGCCCUCAAAGAUGAAUGAGUUCCUGGAAAAUGUUAAGAAAAACAUUCAUCUUCGGACAGCUCACUCUGAAUUGGUUGGAUUCUGGACUGUAGAAUUUGGAGGCAGAAUGAAUAAAGUGUUUCAUAUUUGGAAGUAUGACAAUUUUGCUCAUCGAACUGAAGUUCAGAAGGCCUUGGCCAAAGAUAAGGAAUGGCAAGAACAAUUUCUCAUUCCAAAUUUGGCUCUUACUGAUAAACAAGAGAGUGAAAUUACUUACCUGGUGCCAUGGUGCAAAUUAGAAAAACCUCCAAAAGACGGAGUCUAUGAACUGGCUACUUUUCAGAUGAAACCUGGUGGGCCAGCUCUGUGGGGUGACCCAUUUAAAAGGGCAGUUCAUAGUCAUGUCAAUCAAGGCUACACAAAAUUAGUUGGAGUGUUCCAUGCAGAAUAUGGAAUACUCAACAGAGUUCAUGUUCUUUGGUGGAACGAGAGUGCGGAUAGCCGAGCAGCUGGGAGACACCAGUCUCAUGAGGAUCCCAGAGUUGUGGCAGCUGUUCGGGAAAGUGUUAACUUCCUUGGGUCUCAGCAGAAUAUGCUUCUGAUUCCUAUGUCAUUUUCACCAUUGAAAUAGUUUUCCACUGAUACAUGAAGCAUUUCAUUAAUUGCCAUAAGAUGUGUCUACUAAUGGUGCUUAAAUUCUCCCAAGAGAUUCUCACUUUUAUUUGAUGGAGGUGGUAAGUUAAUUUGCUAUGUCCCUUGCAUAUUUAAAAGCUACCUCUGUCCACUAUCACCACCACUUCAAGAAACAGUCUGUUCCUUUUUGCCUAGGCAUUUCAGCAUCUGUCAUACAUUAAAAAUAGUUGCUAUUACUAUAGGAUCUUGACUUUUCAUUUGUUUCAAAAUAUCUCUUUUUCUCUAUUUUGACAACCCUCUGCUUUAAUAGCAUUUUCUUACAUUCAAAUGAUUCUUUCAUUUCCAUACCUGUGAUAAUAUCUUUACAUUAUUUGUAUACAUUAUUGACCUUUUCAUCAUGUCUGUUUUUCUAAGAUUUUAAAAGUUUUUGUCCAUUAAAGUUUAUUUUAUACUACCAGAUAGGAUUCAUAAAAAUAUUAAACAUAUUUCUUUACAAUGGAAGAGUACAGUGUUACCUGUGUCAUCUGUAUUAAUUAUGGUUUUCACAUUAAUAAUUACUUACCUGGAAAAUAAUGUUAUUAGGUCCUGGUAUUAAAAGUUAUUGAUGACUCAUUGGUUUAUAUGCUGCAGUAUCUUCAUUUACAGUUAACUUUACUAAUAUUUACUUCAUUUUAAAUCACUGUUUAACAAAAGUACUUGGUCAUCUGUUUGUUUUAAUGAGAUAUUUAUGGUUAUGGAAAUGUUCGCCCUAAUAAAAGCCUACAUAUACAA
Molecule: messenger RNA, 1713 nt
Organism: Balaenoptera musculus (blue whale)
Lineage: Eukaryota; Metazoa; Chordata; Mammalia; Artiodactyla; Balaenopteridae
Gene: NIPSNAP3A
Product: nipsnap homolog 3A
Exons: 6
Coding region: 197-940 (247 amino acids)
Cellular component (GO): mitochondrion
Source: RefSeq, a predicted model, not a curated record